This is a messenger RNA of Ictalurus punctatus (channel catfish), 2852 nucleotides long. It is a transcript of the gene epx, whose product is annotated as eosinophil peroxidase. The transcript is spliced from 16 exons. Gene Ontology annotation, molecular function: peroxidase activity; heme binding; calcium ion binding. NCBI's taxonomy places the organism in Eukaryota, Metazoa, Chordata, Actinopteri, Siluriformes, Ictaluridae. Gene Ontology annotation, biological process: response to oxidative stress. The record is from RefSeq and is a predicted model, not a curated record. The coding region runs from base 1 to 2658 and encodes 885 amino acids.
AUGUGUGCAGUGUAUGUGGGCUCCACGUUCAUCCAGGAGGCUUUGAGGAAAGCCAGGGAGCUAACGGAUGCUGCUUAUGCACGGACUAAUGAGAGAGUGAAGAUGUCUGUAAAAGAAGGUUCUUUUCGUCCCAGUGACCUGCUGGCUCAGUUUAAACAGAUCGGCACUGGUACCAGAGCGCAUAUCAGAGCUGCGGAGCUGCUGGAUAACACGGUGGAAGUCAUCAGAGAGAUGUCCAGUCCAGUACUCUGUCAGCAUGACCCUCACGUGAGUCCAUCAUGGCUUCUGUGUGUGUGUGUCUUAGAGCUUUUGAGCGUGGACGACGUGGAGACGUUGUUGGAAGCUACAGGGUGUUCGGCAGAGCUCAAGAGACCUGUGUGCAAAAGUAACUGCCUUUCAGAGCGCUACCGCACCAUCACGGGCCAUUGCAACAACAGGCAGAAUCCACUGCUGGGGGCAGCGAACACUCCGUAUGCUCGCUGGCUUCCACCAGCAUACGAAGAUUUUCCCGGCACACCCAGAGGCUGGAACCCCCAGCACACCUACAGUAACUUUACACUGCCUCCAGUAAGACGUGUUUUAUUAGUAUAUAGACUGCACAGUUCUAUGGAAACACUUUCCACUUCUAUUUAUUUAUUUAUUUAUUUAUUUAUUUUAAUGUUUCUGAUAUUUACAACAAUGAUUGCUCGCGUCGUGUCGCAGGAGGUGUUGUACACCCAGAACGAGAAGAUCUCUUUGGAUUUGUCUCUGUCUCACUUACUGGUCGAGUGGGGGCAGUGGAUUGACCAUGAUCUGUCACUGACACCUCAGAGCCCCAGUACGGCCUCGUUCAAGACCGGGGCGGACUGCACCCGUACCUGCAGCAGAGACACGCCAUGUUUCCCCAUACAGAGCUGCAUGCCAUUUUUCCGCUCGGCUCCCGGCUGUGUAGAUGCCUCUGUCGUGUGCCGUCACCGGGAGCAGCUGAACGCCAUCACAGCCUUCGUAGAUGCCAGUAUGGUCUAUGGCAGUUCAGACGAGUUCGCUCACUCUCUGCGUAAUCUGUCCUCUUCUCUUGGCUUACUCACACACAACCAGCUGCAUUCAGACCAGGGACUCGCCUACCUGCCAUACCUGCCCCGCACACACACCCAACUGGACCCGUGUGCACCACGACAAGACUCCAACACAGGAAAGAACACAACGUCUAUGGGCAACUUGACCUUCUGCUAUCUGGCAGGUGAUUCUCGGGCUAAUGAGCACUUGGGAAUGAUUGCUCUCCACACACUGUUUCUGAGAGAGCAUAAUCGAUUAGCCAAGGAGCUGCACAUGCUCAACCCCCACUGGAGCCCAGAUACACUGUACCAAGAGGCCAGGAAAAUCCUUGGAGCUGUCCAUCAGGUCCUGACAUGGGAUCACUACUUGCCACAUGUCCUGGGGCACGGAGCAUAUGCCAAACUCAUGCCCCCCUAUCAGGGUUAUGACCCUGAGGUCGACCCCAGCAUUACCAACGGCUUCUCCACCGCUGCCUUCCGCUUUGCCCAUGUGACCGUACAACCCGUUGUGAACCGACUCGGACCUGGAUAUCACCUCGACCCUAAACAUCCACCACUGCCUUUACACCACUCACUGUUUGCCUCCUGGAGGGUGGUAGAAGAAGGUGGUAUAGAUCCAGUGCUGCGGGGUUUGUUGUUAUCCCCAGCCAAGCUCCAGGCUCCUGAGCAGAUGAUGGUGGAGGAGUUGACUGAAAGACUGUUCCAGGCUCACGGCGGGCUGCCGCUGGACCUCGGGGCUCUGAAUUUGCAGAGGGGGCGUGAUCAUGGCCUGCCUGGUUACGGUGCAUGGCGAGAGUUUUGUGGCCUUUCCGUCCCUGCAAACGAAUCUGAUUUAAUAGAAAUUCUGGAGAACGUAGGCUUGGUGCGCAAGCUGCUGGCUCUGUAUGGUACAGUCUGGAACAUUGACGUGUGGGUGGGUGCUAUCUCAGAGCCUGCACUGUCUGGAGGGAGAGUUGGGCCUCUGCUAGCCUGUCUGAUAGCCAAACAGUUCCGCGCACUCCGCGAUGGAGACAGGUUCUGGUGGGAGCGAGAGGGUGUAUUCAGCACUGCUCAGAGACGCUCACUGCGUACGGUAUCUCUCUCUCGCAUCAUUUGUGACAACACGCACAUCUGCCUGGUGCCCUCGGACCCGUUUGUACGGACGCUCCGGCCUGACAAGCUGCUACCCUGCACACACACAAACAUCACACACCUUAAUCUCUCUGCAUGGAAGGAGCCAGACUCUGACCCAGUGUGUGGCUCCAUUCCGCGGCUGAAAGUGGGUUUCUCCGUGCUGUGCGAUUCUGCAGUGCUUUACCAGUGUCCAUCUGGCUAUCUGCUUCACGGGGCCGCUCACAUCACCUGUGAUCCAAACACACGCCUGUGGACUCCACACCCACCCACCUGUCAGGAUAUAGACGAGUGCUUCAGUGGGCCUGUCUGUCCACCAAACCUGCUGUGUCACAACACCCCAGGUUCCUUCAUUUGCACAGAAUCCACUACACUUGCUGCCAGCUCCAUCGCUGCUGCAGUGAUGACGGUGGUGGGAGGUGUUGCUGUGAUGGCUCUAAUACUGAGUUGCUAUACAAGGUUUUUCAUCAGAAAAGGGAGAGUCAGCAGGGCAUGCUGUAAUAAGAAACUUUGAAAUGUCCAUAUUAAAUUCGUCAGUGUUGCAUUUCACCCCUCCUAACAACUAGGGGUGAUGCGAAACAUCUGGAUGCCUCCUUUCAUAGUGAUGCACGGUGCAGUAUUUGCAAUAAAUACCGCUGUCAUGCAGCUCUCUUUGUUUUUCUUUACAAGCUUGAACUGUGUAGCUUUUACCCCUCACCUCUUCCCUGC